Sycon ciliatum is the source of this 2951-nucleotide messenger RNA. RefSeq lists its product as uncharacterized. The coding region runs from base 198 to 2567 and encodes 789 amino acids. The transcript has 2 exons. NCBI's taxonomy places the organism in Eukaryota, Metazoa, Porifera, Calcarea, Leucosolenida, Sycettidae. The record is from RefSeq and is a predicted model, not a curated record.
UAGCAAUAACAAGUGCAACGGCGUUUCGCAGCCGCCUCAAAACUAACUACGUGUCAUGUAAUCACUAGUACUUGGUGGGUGGUGCAUAUUCUCUCAACUAGAUCGUACACAUGAGGGUGGAGAGGACUAUCUUUGAUUUUCAACUCUGGUUUCGGAGGGUUGCAUCAAUAUCAUCGUUACGGUAGCGCGAUAUCGAUAUGGAGCGUUUGCUGGCAUUUCUGCUCUUGCUCAUCGCCGUGAGCAGAACAGGAGCUGACCAGAAGUCGUUUGAUUGCAAAAUGAGGCAGCUAGCUAUCGACUAUGCCAGGAAAUUGCAACCCGAUCGCUCCAAAAUGCACUUCCAGCAAAUAGCAGAUGCUCUGAACGGUGCUCAAGAGGCACAGGAUUGCAACGUUAGUGUUGAGCACAUUCCCGACGAUCAUCCCGAUAGACCGAAGUUCCCCGUCUUCGAGCUACCCAAGGCAGGAAAGAUGCUGUAUGUGGAUGCGAGCAAAGGCAAAGACACCAAUGCUGGAACGGAGUCACUGCCCCUGCAAACAAUUGGACAUGCUGUAGAAGUUGCACGUGGUUCAGGUGGUGCUACUAUCAUCUUGCGUGCGGGGACCUUCUACUUAGCAGAGGCAAUCGUAUUGGGAGCCGCUGACAGUAACCUAGUGUUUCAAAACUAUAAUGGAGAAGAGGUUUGGGUGAGUGGAGCUAUGCCAGUCAAUCCCAAGUGGAGUGCAUUCAACACAUCCGGUGCUAAUGUUUAUGUUGCCGACUUAUCAGCCCUGAAAUUGGACGAAGUUCUCGGCAUGCGUGUCAACGGAAUGCGUGCAAUUCGUGCUCGCUAUCCUAAUGCCGACCCGGAGAUGGGUUUCGGAAGUUCAUUGAAAGCUAAGCAUUGGCUCCCGCCCAUUCACCCUCCAAAACCAGACAAGGACAUCUUCCCUGCAGAGCCAUUACGCAACACGACCCCAAGGAUGUUUCAAAGAUAUGUCCUUGGUAUCGGUGGUUCCUGCGAUGGAUUCACUCCUCCGGCGGGAUACUGGUGCAGUAGUAAUACUGCAGGAGGUGGUGGUGUGACAUAUCGCAUUACUUCAGGAAUGGUCGUUGACAAAUCAGUUCUACCUCAUAUGCCAUAUAAGGAUGGUAGCACAGCGAUCAUCCAAGCCUGGCGUCCUGGUCACUGGGCAAGCUGGAUGUUUGAUGUGUCAAAGUAUGAUGCGGGAAGCGGUACAUUCACUUUCGGGAAAGGUGGCUUCCAGGGUGCUAGAGGCAACGACAACGGAGAUGAAUUCUACAUUGAGAAUGUAAUGGAGGAGUUAGACAGCCCCAAUGAAUGGUUCUAUGAUGCCAAGACUGCAAAGAUGUAUUUCUGGUACAAUGGCACAGGUAUGCCUCCAGCCUCAACGGUGUAUGAAAUCCCUCAUAUCAAAGUACUUAUCAAUGCUACCGGCACUCAGAAAGCUGCAGUGAAAGGCAUUCAGUUCAAGGGUAUCAACUUCCGUGACACAGCGUACACGUAUCUUGAUCCUCAUGGCAUGCCAAGCGGAGGAGACUGGGGUCUACAGCGCACUGCAGCUCUGUUCUUCGAAGGCACCGAGCAGGUGGUGGUCGACUCUUGCCUGUUUUCUCGUCUUGACGGCAACGCACUGAUGCUGUCUGGCUACAAUCGUGAAGCAGUUAUUGAAAACAAUGAGUUUGUAUGGAUCGGUGAUUCAGCCAUUGCACAGUGGGGCUACACGAGUGGUACAGAGGUGUAUGGAUUUGGCUGGGAUGGCACUGACGGUAAUCAACCUCGUGGAACUCAGAUCAUUGGUAACUUUGUCCACGAGCUGGGAAUUUGGGAGAAGCAGUCAUCGUUCUAUUUCCAGGCCAAGUCAUGUCAAAACCUUCUUGAGCGCAACAUCUUCUUCAAUGGCCCUCGAGCUGGCAUCAACUUCAAUGAUGGAUUUGGCGGUGGCUCGAACAUCAGUGAAAACUUGCUCAUGAACACGUGUAGGGAGUCAGGAGACCAUGGGCCGUUCAACAGCUGGGACAGGCAGGUGUUUGUGACGAAGGUCGGGGACGGGAAGACUGCCUCCGUGAUUAAAGCGUACGACAACAUCGAGCGCAACUUCAUGAUUGCCAAUUACAACAGUCAAGAAGCAAUCGAUAAUGACGAUGGCUCCUGUUACUUCGAAACACAUAACAACUUCUUUGCGUAUUCCGGUAACGGAAUGAAGAACGACUUUGAUGGGCACGAUAACCACCAUCACGACAACAUCUAUGCAUAUGUUGGAAGUGGGUUCCGUAUCUGUGCUCAGCUUGAAGGCCAUAACGACAUGUUCUAUGGGAACACUGUUGUAUUGAAGCAAGAUGGCGACUAUGGACGCGGCACCUGCUCCGGACCCGGAAAAACUGUUGUUCAUGACAACAAGAUUUACACGCCGACAGGCAAAGUCACAGAGUGCGGAAAACCACUGGCCGAGUGGCAGAAGGAGGGCAAUGACAAAGGAACUACUGCCGCACCAUAUCCGCCAGAUGAGACUCUGGUGAGCGCCAUUUCCGAGCUCCUCGAUAUCAAGACGAAUCUCCUGGACUAAGCCUUAUCAGUAUACUCCCUGUCAUGAUGCUAGAAACAAAUACAUGAAUCUGGCUCUAGUAUUUCAGCUUGGGGAUAUUGCCGGAAAUUCAGUUUUUUGCUUCUCCGCUUUUGAUUUCCCCAGUUCUAUCCUUCAAGCGUUUUUGUUGUGAGUUGCAAAAUGGUCCACCCAUUUCUACGUUUUCAAUCUUUUUUUAAACAUACAAGUAUCCUUUAUCCAUGUGCAAUUUUAGUACAUUGGUUCUUCCUAAUAUUUCCUGAAAGUGCAAAUUUAUCACUUAUUUGGCAUUUCAUUGAGGCUGGCUUCACAUGAUCUGCUUGGAAUUCUUUGCUUUACCAGUGUGUCGUCACUUUAGUCACCUGCUAUCAUUGUCCCAUCACUGAA